CAAUGCAAGUAAAUAAACAUGAUCGUGACAUUUUUACCGUUUUAAGUUUAUCAAGAAAAACAUUUACAGCCAAAACACCAUGGAAGUAACAAGAACGUUAUUUGGUUUAUUUAUUACGACCACGUUUUUAUCAACUUCCUAUGGACAAGAGAUUGGCAAGGUUGUCAUUGAUGGUUUUGGUAGCAGCAGUGACAUUUUAUCAAAUUCCUCAGAUUACUACUUUUCUGUAAACGAUGGAACGUCUCGAUAUCUUCAUGUAUCUAUAGUUAUUGUUAAUGCAGCCGGGGAUACAGUGGCUUUGAGUGAAACAGUUGCAGUAACGUGUGAGCAAAUUACAAGUGGAACAGGUUUUACGUCUGUAACUUUCUCUACUAUUACUUUUAAUGUUGGUGGAUCAACAUCAGGACAAGUUCAAAUCAGUCCAGUGACACCAGGCCGUUCAGUCAAUGUUCGUUGUUUUGGUCAGACCAAUUCUGUUGAUCCAGUCUGUCCCCAGACACCAACAUCAACAACACAGUUCUGUAAAACAACAUCAUUUAGUGAUAUAGUAUUGCUGCGACUUCAACCUCCACCAAUUGUUAGUUUCUGUGAAUUGGUUAUACAGAUAGCUAAUACUAAUAUUAAUAAUAAUGGUGAAUUUACUGUACGGCUAAGCGAUCCUGUUAUUGGUGCUCCUGUUGCAGUAUCAUGUAUUCCUGCUACUGCUGCCGGUUCGAUUACUAUGAAUAUACCAGUUGUUGUGGCUGCUGUUGGUUCUACUGAUGUACAGAUGGCAUAUACUGUAACAGCAACAGGAAGUGAUGUAAGUGUAAAUUGUAGUGCAAACUCACAAUCAGGCGGAAUUCAGUAUCAGACGACAAAUUCUGUUGAUCCGACAACAUCAACAGCAAGAUUUACUGUGGGAACUGGAACGAUUCAGUUGAUACCUGUAUUCACCCAGAUUCACACAACAUCAUUGGAGGUAUUUCUGGUAUUAGAUAAAGCUGUAACUGGUACUGGUGAUGUUAGUGGUGUUUGUCAGUCUGAUAUGGUAGAGACGUUAGAUGAGGCUAGAGCUCUAUAUGAGAAUCCAUCAUGUACACCACCAACUACUACAUCAUCAACAACUGAACCAACUACUGAACCUACUACCACCCCUCUACCAACAACAACUCCCCUGUUAACAUCAACAAUAUUUGAUAACUCAACGGUUGAUAUUAACGCAACAACUAUCAUACCAUCAACAACAUUUAUACCGAUAACAACCACACCACCAGACCUUACAUCACCAUGGACCAUUGAUGAGCCAGUGUUUCAGUUUGAGAGAGCUGAAUAUUACAAGACUUUUGUAUUGAGACGUCAGUUGGAGGUUAUAGGUGAUAUAAGAGAGUACGUAGUUAUCACAUGCUGCGUUCAAACACCCAGUAUUAACGAAUAUAAUGGUCAGACGGUUGCUAUGAUAGCAGAAGCAGAUUUAUCAGUUGAUCUUUGUUCAAACUGUACGGGAGGAGUUACUACUGGUGAGAGUGCCUCUGAGAGAAUUAUAACUAACCCAGCGUUUUUAGAAAUUGCACCAUGUCCCUGUGAUGUGACAUUUAAAGCUUGUGAUAUACAGUGCUGUUGUGAUGCUGACUGCACCGAUGAAGUAAAGAAUACUUUUAGUAGCUGUCUACCCGGUUUAGCGGGUGGAUUACCUGCCCCUGUUCCGGACAGAAGUUGUGCAUCAACAAAUCCAUUUAAAGAUGAUUGGUUUCCUUUGACUUGUGUUGUGUUCGAAGAAAAUGGCUUCCUAGGUUUAUUUCAUGAAAACCAACCAAAAAUCACUUCUGAUGUGGAGUUUAAUGGACGAGUUGCUAGCAAGAAAAAUCUCUUCACUCUUGGUAAAACAGAAGAAAGAUUAUGUUUUAAAUAUUAUGUUAGAUUUCCAAUAUGUUAG
Patella vulgata (common limpet) is the source of this 1915-nucleotide messenger RNA. RefSeq names its product mucin-2. Gene Ontology annotation, biological process: cilium assembly. The transcript has 15 exons. The record is from RefSeq and is a predicted model, not a curated record. Bases 80 to 1915 code for a protein of 611 amino acids. Lineage: Eukaryota; Metazoa; Mollusca; Gastropoda; Patellidae.